This is a messenger RNA of Staurois parvus, 1164 nucleotides long. The record is from the annotation of a GenBank genome assembly. Lineage: Eukaryota; Metazoa; Chordata; Amphibia; Anura; Ranidae.
AUGGGUGGCGUGGCUGAUGGACCAGUCUUGCCACGAUAUGUACGUGUGAACACACUAAAGACCUCCGUGAAUGAAGUCACCUCUUAUUUCAAACGCCAGGGGUAUACCUACCUAGGAAAGGCACGAAGUAUAGAAGAAAUUGUCGAAUUUGCACAGAGGCCUGGCAAGAGAUUUCUUCAAGAUCUCCACAUUCCUGAUCUAUUGGUCUUUCCUCCGGACACAGAUUUCCACAAAGACUCAUUAUAUACAGCUGGGCAUCUCAUACUGCAGGACAAGGCUAGUUGUCUGCCAGCAUUGCUUCUGUCUCCUCCUAUUGGGGCCCAUGUUAUUGAUGCCUGCGCUGCUCCAGGAAACAAGACAAGUCAUCUGGCUGCUAGAUUACAAAACAAAGGAAAAGUUUUUGCCUUUGACCUGGACACUAAGCGUUUAGCCACAAUGAGCACACUCCUACUACGGGCUGGGGUCAUAUGUCAGGAGCUGGCGAACCAAGACUUCCUUAGUGUCAACCCAGAUGAUCCAAAAUAUCAGAAAGUCAGUCACAUUUUAGUGGACCCAUCAUGCAGUGGGUCAGGCAUGCCAGACCGUAUGCGGAUGCUCAGCGAGGAGGCAGGAUCAGAGACAAGUGAGAGGCUUCAAGCCUUGUCAGCGUUCCAGGGCCGAGCUCUGUCCCAUGCUCUAAGCUUCUCCUCUGUGCAAACUGUAGUGUACUCUACUUGCUCUGUACACCAGCAGGAGAAUGAGGAUGUGGUGAAGAACAUUCUUGAACAACACACAGAUUUUAGGCUGGUAAAGGCGCUUCCAUCAUGGCCAAUACGAGGAAUGAACACAUUUCCUGGAUCAGAGAGUUGCCUGCGUGCCUCUCUUACAGAAACACUCACCAAUGGAUUCUUUGUUGCGUUGUUUGAGCGCAAGGACAAAGGUAGCAGAAGCUCUGUCGCAUGUGAAGAACAAAGGAAUGUUAACAGAGCUGACACUGCAGCAGAAAGACCAGAACAGAGGGAUUUUAACACCGCUGACACUGCAGCAGCAGGGACACAGAGUAGUAAGCCUGGAGAUAAAUCAAACAUGAUGCAGGUCACGUUGAAAAGAAAAGCAAGUAUGACAAAUGUUAGGUCCACUACUAAGAAAUCACGUAAAAAGAAGCACAAGAUAAAGGAUUCCUAA